Messenger RNA from Porites evermanni, 11202 nucleotides. NCBI's taxonomy places the organism in Eukaryota, Metazoa, Cnidaria, Anthozoa, Scleractinia, Poritidae. The record is from the annotation of a GenBank genome assembly.
GAAUUAUUUUUCAAGAUGGCGUCCUUCUGGGAGUGAAUUUUUUCGCAGAAGGGAAUGAUGUUUUGUGCAUUUUUGUGAAAAACAAUGGUAAGAAAAACUAAACUGUAAUUUCAAAGCUUUUUGAACUGCACAACUGAAGAGGAUAAUUAUAAUUGUUCUUUAAAAUUACUCCUCUCCUUAACUAGUCACGCGAGGGUGGCAUACAGAUUGUUAAUUCAAAAUUAAUCGUCAUGUAAGCUUAGUACUUGUGAACUUUGGGUUUAGACGUCACAAAAAAAAUUUGAAACUCAGUUCAUCUAAUCUCAAUAGUCAGGUAUAAAUUUAAUAUAAUUUUUCUUGUUUUAUGAUAGACUAGUACAGAUGACCCCUCAAGCAUCUUUAUUGCUUUAAGCCUAAUCGUGUUUAAAUAAAGGAUAUACAUUUAUUCAUUCACUCAUUCAUGCGUAGAAGGAAAUUUGGUGGGAUAUAUCAACCUGCAAAAUUAUAGGUUGUCUUCCAUAUAUUGGGAUCUGAGGUUAUUUUGACAGUUGUAGAGAGUUGGCCAUUGCUGUUGCAGAGAGAUUUAAACAAGAGUCAAUGUAUCGACUGUCUGCCGGGACAAAAAAAGUGGCCAUUGUGGAGAGGUGGUUUUUAGUGGAGGUUCGACUGUAAAUUAUUUGUGGCUGACAGUUCAAAAGUGGGUGUGUUAGCAGUGGAUCCAAAACACCGGGAACAAAACUGAUACUGCUGAAAUGCCAGUUACUAUGAGUUAUUCAGUUAUACUAAUGCAUUUUUUCAUGCAAGUUAUUUGUGUGUUCGCAGAUAAAUGAACUUGCCCUUUUUUCAAGUCCAGUGCAAAGUUAAUUAACAUUAAUUUUUUUUGUCUCAUUGUGAGGGAUCGCAAGUGAAAGAUGUUAAAAUCCCACCCAACUCUCCUAAGGAUUUGCUUUUGGGCAAACAUGCUGAUUUCAUUGCAGCAUAUGGGAAGAAAAAAGAUGACUAUGUAAGUGAAAUAUUACAAGUCCUCUGUUUGUGCUAGAGUUUGAAAUGGCUAACCCUUUAGCGAACUACCUCCCUGUAAAGUGGAGCAUUAGCCAAUGGUUAUAUUUCUUUACGCUACUGUUUGCAGGGGAACUAAUGGCCAUUGAGUUCCUAAAUGACUUUGUAGUGUAGUGAUUAGCGCUAGUAAGUAAGUCAGGUUCCAAUCCAGUGCAGUACACCCUGUAUAAUGAUUCUAACUGGAAUGUGAUUCACAAGGUUUCUUGGUCAACCCUAAUAAUUAAAUUUCAGAGUUACUUUGGUAUACUACAAAAUACCCAUACCAAUCCACUGUGCAUUCUUAAUAAUUAAUUGUGGAGUGUUGACAUGUAAGUCAUGCACUUUAUUAAUGUAAAUUCAGACAAGGAACUGCAAUGGUUAAUCUAUGGAUCCUUAAAAUUUACUGAACUGAAAGUAAGACAUUUCCAUAUGUAGUUGUAAUGUUUCCUUAUGCUUGCUUAUUUUGGUUUAAUUCUGUAGGAGUACUGCAUAACGGAAUAUCUUCGAAUGAGUGGCGUUUACUGGGGUCUCACUGCCAUGUUCCUUAUGAACAAGCAGGACAUGAUGGAAAAAGAUGAAAUACUGCAAUUUGUCCAGUCUUGUCAGCAUGACAAUGGAGGCUUUGGAGCAAGUCAAAACCACGAUUCCCAUCUUCUUUACACCCUAAGUGCAAUUCAGGUAUAUAUACAGCACAGCCCAAACGUAAUGCAUGAGCAAGAAGUUCUUUUUGCGUCCGCAACCUUUCUACUUGCAGGGUGCCUGUGCUUGAAUCCUGCAAGAAGGAAAAACUUCUUUGUUGUUAGAAUUGAAAACCGCAAGAAGUUCUGUCUUUGCAUGAGUAGGAUUUUUGUACCACAAGAACUUCUUUGUGGUAAAAAUCUAAGCCAGGAAAGAGGUGCGAAGAAGUCUUCAAAAUAAAGUUGCGUUUAUUUUCCAGAGUCAGACCCCCCAAAAAACUAUCAACUGAAGAAUACUGAAUAGCUUUUUAUUUACUUUAUUAGGUUAUGUCUCUUUAUGAUUGUAUUGAGAAAAUAAAUGUUGAGAAGGCAGUGGAAUAUGUAUCCAAGCUUCAACAAGAAGAUGGAUCUUUUGUUGGUGACAAGUGGGGUAUGUUAAUAACAAUAUAAUCUCCUUUUUUUUUUUCAUUUUGAGCAAUUGGUGAAUGGAUAUUCUGAAAAUGAUUAGGACUAUGUUCAAGAGUUUAGAAGACAUUGCUAACCUUUUAAAAGACUGCAUCAGAUGUCUUGGAGCUUGUUUUAUCAAUUAAGCAGUAUACAAUCACAGAACCUGAAGCACUUUUGUAAAUCUCUUAACAAUUUCACUGUUAAUAAUCUGUGAAGUGAACUUGGACUUGGAUACAUACUUGGAUACAUAUGACCCCACCAGCAAUGCUGAUCUUUUUAUCAUGCUAAAAUAAAGUUCUUACCUUUAUGUUACAGGUCAAAAAUAAAUUCAGGUUGAAUUUUUUUUUUCAUUUUCAGUUGAUUCUCAAAUUCCUCCAUGUCUCCUAACCAGUGAUUAUUUGUAAAUUGGAAAUAGGAUACAAAGGUUAUUGAGAAUCAACCUAGGUUAAAACUUUUUAACCUGUGUGAAUGUAAUUUUGACAUGUAACACAUAUACAAAAUAAAAGGUUCUCUGGGCAUAACAUUGGACGAAAUUUAUAUAAAAAUGUUGCAGGGCAGAAUUUUGUCUCUGAAUUUUGUUGAGUCAGGCAGGCCGUACUAUGAGAUGAUUAUCUGCAGAUAACAGCUGAUCAAUUGUCAGGCAUAAAAUAUUAAGAGUCCUACCAACUUUCAAUAAGUGAAUUUUGGACUAACUUUACAAUGGAUUAACAUAUUGCUUCACUGUGCCAUGUUUCCUGAUAACAUAUGCAUCUUACCUCUAUUUUGUGUGCUGUGUUAGUUCUUAAUAUUUAUUUUCUUUAUUUUUCAUUCCUAGGUGAAGUAGAUACCAGGUUUUCAUUUUGUGCAAUUGCAAGCUUGAAACUAUUGGUAAUUCCAGACACAUAUUAUAUAUUAUUAUACAUUGUACACAUUAUCUGUCUUCUCAUUGGCUAAGAGCCUACAGCUUAUUUUGGAAAUCAGUGUAACCUACAGAUUAGUUAGCUGUUUGCUAGCAGAUAACUGACUAAUCUUUAGGUUGCACGCGCAAUGCAUGCUUUCCAAUAACAAUAUCAAUUCAGGUUCCUUGCGAUGGUGUGUUUGUCUUCAGUUUCUUCAAAACAAUGUAUUAUAAAACAAUUAUUAGAUUCAGUUUUCUUGAUAUCCUAAAUAAUCAAGGUCUCAAUAAGUGUUAUCAGUCUUGGCUUUUGGCUUGGCUGAUAACACUUACCUUGACCUUGCUUCGAGAUAUCAAAAACCUCAUCUAAUAAUUAUUUAAAAAUCAUAAAGAAUCUGCCAUUAUCAUUGUCAUCAUCAUCAUCAUCAUUAUUCCUGGGCUUGUAGGAAGAUUUUACGUGGAUUUGUAUAAGGUUCAUAUUCAGUGGUAAUUUUUUUUCUUUUUUAUCAUCUAUAUUGUUUAGGGUCAUCUGGAUGCUAUAGACCUGCAGAAAGCUGUAGAUUACAUAUUGUCCUGUAUGAAUUUCGAUGGUGGCUUUGGAUGUCGACCAGGAUCAGAAUCACACUCAGGGCAGGUAUGAUGGUGCCUGGUCAAUUUCCAAUGUCAUUCAUCAUUUUAUUUUACAUUUUUUUAUUCCUUUCAGUGAUUUUCUUACCUCUGCGUCCUGCGUGCCUGAUGCAUAAAAAGAUGCAAAAUAAGUCAUGGCAUGCGUCUCGUUCCUGUAAUUUCUGUGGCGGUUAUUAUGGCUGUUGUUUAAUGAUACAUAUGUCGUUUAGCCUUUGUUGUGAUUUAAAAUUGAAGGACUAUAUUUUGAUUUCAGUAUACUGUAAUACAGAGUCUGUCUUCAGAUAAACUGUCUGGUUACAUAAAAGCCCAAGCAUUUUCAAUUUUCGACUCGUUUUUUUACAUGGGACUCACUGGUUAUUGACUGGGACUCAUGAUUUUUUACAAGAUGAGUCCCAGGACUCACCAUAACAUUUGUAACAAAAUCACUGCCCUUUCUGUUCUGGGGAUCAUGUCUGUGUUUCUUUCUCUCUUUUCUUCAACAAAAGCAGCAAGUCAGACUCUUGAUGCUGAUGGCACUCUGGAGAGGCGUUCAGGCUGUCAUGGGGUGUUAUGCUUUUGACGUUUUCUAGACUACGAGCAGUCUAUCUUUUUUCUUAGUCCGUCGUGCGAAACGCGGGAGACACGAAAAUGACCACGCGCGUGACCUGAAGGCGCGAGACGGGAGAGGCACGAAAAAAAAGAGACUACCUCUGCCCUCGUUUCUAGCGUCUCGUGGCUUCGCCUUUCGACGCUUGCUCGCACAUAAACUCCCCCGUUUUUCUUCGCGAGUGACAAUCUUACUUCAUAGACGACAUUUUUUUCUCAGUCCACGACUCGCUGACUUACAAGGCGUUAACGAAACUACCUUUUUAAAACUCUAGCGAACUGACCUAACACCUUGGCGAAACGACUUACGACGUAAGCGAACAGAACGAUAGCGGAACGACUUGUAGGCGAAACGACAAUAAACUCUCAUUUGUCCUACCAUUACUAUUUCGGCGAUUUUCUCACGUUACAGCUUUAGGAAGCGUUUGAUUUUCUUUUUGUACUCAGGAAGGUGUUGUGGUUAAAUGUUAAUGUAUUUGUGUUUAUGUUUAGUGGCUUGUUUUUUCAGAUUUAUUGCUGUCUAGGAGCUCUGGCCAUUGCUGAUUCUCUGCAUCAUGUUAAUGCUGAUAUGUUGGGUUGGUGGCUUUGUGAAAGACAGCUUCCAUCUGGCGGAUUAAAUGGUAAACUAAUAACCGAAAAGAGCAAGGUUUGCGAUCAAAAUGCUUUACUAUAACGCUUACCUGCCUGGCGCUGCCUGGCAGGCGCAUAAGUGGAAUAUGGGAUGCAAGAGUGAUACACGCGGGAGUGGGGGACACGCGCAAGGAACUUCCUCUCUCCUCGCGCGCCUUUUCAUCCCUCGUGUCCAGCGCCGCAGUUGGUUUUUGCGCCCAAAUUUCUCUCACGCCUGCUAGGAUCCAGGUGACCUAAGCUCAGUAAGGCACAUGAUCAGUAGCCCGUGAGUUAUUUGGACGUUAAUUUAUGACAUUGGUUUGAGAAGGAGGCUAACCUGAGAUCAGGCGGCCCUGUGUCCCUUUUUGUUUUCCCUUUUCUCCGUCCGUUGACUUUCGCGCUUUCCCCCCAAAAAGAAAGCCUUCAGGAUGGCAGGUUAGAAGGAGGCAGAUUUGCGGUAUCAGCCAAUAUUUUUUUCAAUGAAAUAAGCCUGCAUGCACAACUUCAUUCGUGGUUCUUUCCUCUGACGUUACGGCUUCUCGGAUUUUUUUUCUGCGAAGAAGUACGCCUUGGGAGAAAGUCACCUAGCUUGUAGUGUGAGCAUUUUUGUUUUAGCAGACGAGAGCUUACAGAGCUUAGUUAGUUUGUUGUGUGUGGUCGCCAUGUUUGAUCUUGGGUAAGGUAGAAACUUGGGUGCGGACGAUUGCAAUCACCAAAUAACGCAAUACAUUAAACUGAAAACGAUCCAACAAUAGUUUCUGCAUUAUACCAAAAAACUUCCAAAAUUUGCAAAACUAAGCUUUCAUUUUUUUGAGAAUUCGAAAGAAUUAUGGCUCAUUAGGGAAGCUGUAUAUGAAUUACGUCACUCGAUGUAGCAUUAGCCUGCGAAAACAUCCGUUUCUCCCGGCUCUUCGCUGCUGGGGACGUUUUGCGCGAAACGUCCCCAACGGCGGAGAGCGAGGAGAAACGGAUGUUUUCGCAGGCUAAUGUAGCAUCUGAUAUCCAAGUUGCUCUUUAAAGCCUCGGCUGCGCCUCGUUUUGUAACCCACUUCUCGACCGUUAUGUGCGUGUCAGAUGAAACUGUGUGUUGUUUUUGAGAAUAAUGUUCUUUUUUUAAAAAAAAAAAAUGGUAGUCAAAACAGGAAAAUGCAUGCUCUGGGUUUGAAACUUCCCUUGUUUUCGACUUCCUGUCGAAGAAGACCGGAAGAUCGUCUGAGACAGGAAACGCCUCUGAUACGAAUCCGGUCAAGGGCGUGUCAGGCGUGUCUUAAAUUUAUCUGCCUAUUUUCCUGUCAGAAACAACCAGAAAAUCACACGGUAAAGGGUUUAUUCGGAAAUCCGUCUUGAAAUUCGUAUUAGCAGAGAAUUUUUGCCAGUUUGGCGCACUGGAAUAAUUAAAACUGAAACUAAAGAUUUAAGCACUUCCUCUAGAAAUGUAUCUGUGUUUACGUUUCCUGACAGGAAAGUUGGUCUAUUUUCAAUAUGAUUUGAAAAUCCAAAGGUUGUUUUUUCAUCACCUGCGAAUGAAAAGUAAUGGCAAAUGUUAAAUUAAAACGAUAUUAAUAUGACGCAGGGAUAUUUUAAAAAUAAGGAGCUUAAACAAAGUCCACCGGAAAUGAGGCUUUUCUCCUUCUAAUAUGCCUUAACACUACUAAAUUUGUACUGCGAAGUGUCUUUACUCUUAAAGAGACAAUUUGCCCCGAACAUUUGGGCUCAACCACUUCCCCAGAAUGCGAAAAGUCCUUUUCCGGUUGACGUACGUCGCUAAAAAACGUCUUUGCUCAAGGUCCCUAAUGUCUUCAAUGUGGUUAUAAAGGGCUUGGAAACACGCCUUUCGAAAUUGGACUAUUCACGUAUGAGACAAGGUUAUUUAAGUAUCAUUUUGCCAGGCUGUGAUGCUGGGCCGCACAAAUUGUCCCAAGUCCAUAACAGAGCGUUUUCACUCACGUGGCCGGCAUCUAUGUAAAUUUAUUGCAUGGAACAAAAGAAAGCGUUUACCUUAGAAAAGAGUUCAACUCCGCCGUGACGUCUUGUGAAUCCACGUGAUAAGGAUUCAUUAGUGCAUAGUGCUAUUUACCUUUUGGGCCACUUGAACAGGGGGACUGAAUUGUUGUUCAUCUCUCAGUCGUGGUUCUAAGAGCGACGGACGGUCGGGUAGCUGCGUUCAUGUGCGUUUUUGUUGUUGUGAUUAUUACAGGUCGGCCAGAAAAACUCCCAGAUGUAUGCUACUCCUGGUGGGUAUUAGCGUCGCUUAAAAUCAUUGGCAAGUUACACUGGAUAGACAAGGUAAAAUUCCUGAGAUUAAUGCUCUCGCAGAGCGGAAUUCUCAUUACAUGAAAGUGAUGUAACCAGCAGAUCGAGAACUAACGAUAAAUCUCAAACUAAACAUCAUUUAAGUUUUUUUUCCUUGGUAGUAAAAAAUUGGUGAAAAAAACUUGAAGUUAGAGGGUCUUUUAACAAGCAAAAAGAUGUUAGAUUUUUGUCCCGUUUUUAGCCUUUAGAGAUCGCUGAGCGCGCAUAUAAAUAUAAAAACCGCGGGGGAUUUGUUGACCGCUGGGACAGUGAGGCGGGGGUGGAUAAAUUUCUUGCCCUUCGCGCGCGCAAAAGUCGUCGAGAAAUAAGAAAAGACGUCUAUGGAAAGGCUAUUUCUUUCUAUACUGCCCCCUGCAAGGCACUCAGAAAUUUGCUAUUGUAAAAUACAUAACACGGUAUAACGAGAAUGGCUAUGAUUCUUCGGUCAUUGUCUCUGAGCGAUAUAACUUCUAUUGCUUUCUCUCCACUUAACGAAUCGUUUUUGACGGAUGAACGUUUUAAAAGUCCUCGCACAAACAUAUUUUUCAGGCGCACUUAUAUUUUUGCUAUCUACUUGUAUGUGGCGUUUCUGACGAUCAGGCGGGAUGAGUGAUCCUUAGAUGCGAUCGUAGAAAACCGUCACAUUUUAGGAUUCAAGUGAGGAUUACUAUAAUGUUGCUGCUUUGUUUCAGGACAAGUUACGGAGCUAUGUCCUUGCCUGCCAAGACGAGGAAACGGGUGGAUUUGCCGACAGACCUGGUGACAUGGUAAGAGUCACAAUUUCUUGAACUUUUGUUACUGACCUUGGAAAGAAAAUCUAGCUGUAAACUGGCUUUAGAUUCGAGGAACAGAACGACUUCGAGGACAGGAUUUGCCUUAAAGUUUUUUUGCGUAUUCUCAAAUAAUAGACACCCCGGCAAGCUUCAUUGUACUUUUUUUCACCAGAAAAGUUAGCACUAAUAACUUUAUCGAAGGAGUUUAAGCCCUCUCCUGAUGGCAAAAUGAUAAAACUUCUAGUAUUUAAUAACUUGUUUCCGCCAGGUUCUCGCUAAAACUUGUAGUAGAAUGACGACGACUACCACGUUUUCCCGCCAAAAUGACGCUGAUUUAUGGGUGCGCACUACCAAGGAUUGAGAAAAUCUCCUACUCGUUGUCGUUCUCCUUGUUUAUGGGUCGUUUUCAGACAACUUCGUAUUCUUUUAUCUUAUAUUCAAUCUAUAGAUGUAUAGACCCUUUUCGAAACCUUUUGCCGGAAAAUUCUUGUCAGGGAGUCAAACAGCUGAGCCUAUGACAUAGAUUUGAAGUCUAGAAACUGAGAUAUGAUAGGAGAUAAAUACCGUAUUUUAUCGAUAAACUUUGGACCCUGAAUAAAGUCGGGCCUUUAAGCCCUUAAGCAUGACAUACAUAACACGAAAGACACUCAAGAAAGGGGGAAUAAAAAAUUCUUUCUCAAAAAUGUGUCCCGAAAAGACUGCAGAUUCAAACAAUCUCCAAUCUCCGGGUCCACGGAGCCUUAAUGCUGCAGUCGAUCAAUUGAGAAAAUGCCUUAUGUAAAUAAUCUCGCCAAGAUUCAGGUCCAUGUGGUAUUCAGAAAAAUUUUUCACCAUUUUGGUGUCCCUGGGUGGAGCACAAAUAUGACAGUUUACCAUGAGCAUCCCAGGGGCGCAGCAGGGUAAAGGGGUACUCCAAUAAAUUUUGGAUUUGUGUGUGCGUCCUGGGUCUUAAGCCCGGACCCUAUUAAAGGAUGAGACAAACAAAAAUCGAUACCCUAUUCAAGGCCCAAACCCGAAAAAUGACAUCUCAUUCAAAGGAAAAAAUAAAAGCUAAGAAUUUAAUGGCGCGGGAAGUAAUACUGUUCCUAAUACUCUUAAGGAUAGUUCAGUUUUAAUAGAUGAUUUGUUCCUCGUGUAGCUGGGCAUUUAUGCCCUUGAAUUUUAGCUGAUACAGUAUAGGUACCCUAUCUAAGGAUCACACCAGGAACACAAUGCUAACAAGGGCAAAAAUGAUACCCUUUUCAAGGUUCGAUACCCCAAAAAACAUACCCUAACGGCCGGCACAUACCUGUCUAACCCAUAUAUGGGAGUACCCCAGGGAUGAGCAUCACGCUUUUCAGGGGGCGGGGGAAGGGGGAUGAAGAACGUACGGAACAGACCAUUUUCGAUAUAUUAAAAUUCAUACUUGGCUCCGAGGCUUGGGGAAUAAAACAAAAGAAAUGAUUUAUUCAUUGGUGAGCCUUUUGUUUUAUUCCCCCAAGCCUCGGAACCAAGUAUGAAUAUUAAUAUAUCGAAAAUGGUCUAUAUGAUUAGAUCACAUGCUAGCGCAUAACGUUUGGCACUUGCCCCCAAGCUAAAAGUAAAAGUUUUGCAAGUAUUGGCUGGUUAGAAGUCUGCAUGUAGAGGCUGUCUGAUCUUUAUAGACUCCAGCCAUUUUCACUUUGAAUCUUCCCCAUGAAACUGAAAUCGACUGCUCACUACUCCGUAGUUGAAUUUGUGUAAGACAGAGUCACGCGGGUUGAAGAUUCUUAGGCCUCGUCCACACGUGUCCGGAUAUUUUUGAAAACGGAGAUUUUUUUAUUCGUUUUGGAAAAACUCCUCCACACAAGGCUUAUUCUAAUCGUUUUCGCCCGUUCACACGAAAACGCUAAGACAAUGGAAGUACGAUAGCAUCCCUUACAUGGCAUGCGCUGUAUGAUGUAUAAUGUAACAGCUUUUUUCUUUGUACAAAAAUACAAAAGUUGGAUAGUUUGCCCCGCAAAUAGCUGCAAAGCUAGUUCGUGGCGGGGAAAGACAAGUACAUCAAUAACGCAAUUAUCUACUAAAAACAAAAACCUUAAACUAUUAGAAAGCCUUGCAGAUUGCUACUAAAAAUAAAUAAAACACAGAAGUUAAGUGAUCUAAUUAACACAGCGCUUACUGACGUACAAUGCAUUAAGACAAGGAGUCACUGACUCUUAAAUGUUAACACAAAAAAAGGCAAGCAGACAUUAAAGCCUUUCGCAAGUGCAUCUAUGUACCCACUUUUUUAAUAAUCAUGGGAAUUUGCAUAUAAGUCAUCCUCCUUUUCUAAGAUAUCAAGUAGCGAUUUGCGGAGAACUUUUUUUGUAAGCUUUCUUUGGAAGAUCCGUUAUAUAGCGUGGUAUCUUAUUCUACUGCUUUACUCCGAGCCGAGAGAAAGAAUUGUUUUGUAUUUCUAGUCUAGAACUUUUAACAUAGAACUUUCCAGACGUAGACGAUCGUGUAUUGAAUGAGUGAAUAUUAGACGUUUUCUGAAAUAAAUUUAACAUGAAAAACCACAGUCUACGUACGUUUUUGGUGCCGAAAACGCCUGUUUAUGUGCAGACGGAAGAUCAAGACGGAGUAAAAAAAUCGCCUUUUGCUCAAAAAAUAUUCGGAUACGUGUGGACGAGGCCUUAGUUUCUAAAAAAGCUGGCCUUACUCACCCUUAAGUGGGUAAUAAGAAUAAAUAAUGAAGAUUUAGGACAAAAGUGGAUAAAGCAUAAAGCUUCAGUAUUAACCACAGUAGUGUUGCUCAUGAUCUUAAUACUAACCAUAUUAUCCGCUUAACCGUGAAAAUAUUGCCUUUAUCUACUAACACUUGACGAUGUUUUUGACAGGUGGAUCCAUUUCACACGCUGUUUGGUCUGACCGGUUUAGCGUUACUAGGAUCAUCUGAAAUUAAGCCAGUUAAUCCCGUUUACUGCCUACCCGAAGAGACGGUUGAAAGGUUAAGAAUUCAACCUGAACUUCUGGAAUGAAGCUCAUUCGCUUACAUCCACGCAGUUCAGUUUUUUGGUACAAGAAGUUCCAAUUCUCCAGUUCAAUUUGUAUAAAGGGACAAGGAAGGAGAGGUUUGAAAAUGCCCUGGGGCCUUGAGUGUGAAGACGUGCGUUUUUGAAGUAUCGAAGACUAUUUAGAUUCUAUCCAAGAUGACGUAGACUGCCCAUAGCGAUCGGUGUGAACACGCAACCUCAGGCGAGUGUCAAAGCCGUGCACGAAUUUCUUGCGUACCCGCGCCUUACCCCUAUUCCUUCGUUCCUUCUAUUUUGCGUUAAAAAGAAUAGAGAGGCUGUGAACG